AUGAUUAAUUGUUCUUCAAAGUUAAAUCAUAAACCAUCCAAAUUAGAUUUGAUAGAUGAUACUACUUUAACUUCAUUACCAUUUGCUCCACCACCACCAAAUAAAAAUUCAUCUAUAAUACGACCAGUGUCAACUUCAAAUUCAAAUAUAAAUAGUAUAUCUAAUUCAAGUAUUUUAACUGAUGAACUACUAUCAAAAAACGAAGAAUUAGAAUUGGAAACAACUGAAGAUGAUUUUGAAACUGAUCCAAUUGUAUUGAUUGAAGAUUAUAUUCCUCAAAAUAAAUCACCUCAAGUACUUAAACAAAGAUCAUUUGCAAAUUUUAAACAAAAAAUUCUGAAGAGAGAAGAAGAAGAUGAUGAAACCAAAGAGGAGGAGGAAAAUCAAGAUACUACAUUAACUUCAAUUGAUGAAAUUACGUUUUCUGCUAUUGAUUAUUAUAUACCCGUUUCAAAACAAGAGAAGGAAAAUUUGGAAGCUAUAUUUGGUCAAAUUCCAGCUUCUAAUUUAUUAAAAUAUUGUAAUUUAUGUGAUAAACCUUUGUAUGAAGUUAGUUCAAUUAUAUCAUAUAAUGGAUUUUUCAAUCAUGAGGAGUUUAUAUGUUUUGACUGCAUAGAGAACUACGAAAGGUUUUCCAGCAUAUUCAGUCAAUCUAUUAAAGAAAGGAAAUUGGAUAGUUCUGGUAAAAAGAUUAAACAAAAUCAUAUUAAUGAUAAUAAUACAAAAAGAAAGUUGUAUAAAAUAUUUGCAUCUAUUUCAAAUAAAUAUAAUAUAUAA
Molecule: messenger RNA, 777 nt
Organism: Insectozyma verbasci
Lineage: Eukaryota; Fungi; Ascomycota; Pichiomycetes; Serinales; Debaryomycetaceae
Source: the annotation of a GenBank genome assembly